Saccostrea cuccullata (small rock oyster) is the source of this 2332-nucleotide messenger RNA. RefSeq lists its product as uncharacterized. Gene Ontology annotation, molecular function: zinc ion binding. Gene Ontology annotation, cellular component: mitochondrion. The transcript is spliced from 23 exons. The coding region runs from base 123 to 1976 and encodes 617 amino acids. Lineage: Eukaryota; Metazoa; Mollusca; Bivalvia; Ostreida; Ostreidae. The record is from RefSeq and is a predicted model, not a curated record.
CAGGCCCGCGGAAAUUGAAUUUGUAAACAUUGUAUUGUUAUUUUCAAAUGCAAGCUUUAAAACUUUGCAUUCAUAAUAGUAGUAUCAUGUGUUCAAAAGGCUGAAACAUUUAUUCAGUUAACAUGGAUAAAGCUUCAAGAGCAAUUCGCAGGAGCGGAGCAAAGUUGAAGUCUUUGGGAUCUGGAGAAAGUUCCGAUUUAAAUGUCAUGAUAUCUGAAUUAAAAGAUAUGAGAGAAAGUGCUAAAGGCUUCAUGAAUUCUCAGAACUCUGCAUGUCAAGAUAUGAUGAGAUGGGCAGUAAAUGAAGAAAACCGGGCCAUUCAGGAUGUUGCUAAUCACAUAACUGAGUUAAACCUUUUGUGGACAGAUGUUCAAAAGGAUUUUAUUGGACAUUUGAAAGAAUACAAACAAAUGUUUGAAAUGGUCUUAGAGGGAGAAAAACAAGUUUCACAAGCCAAAGAAAAUCUGAGCAAUUGUGAACAAAAAGAAUCAAAACUGAGAAAAGACUUGACUAAGGCUGAAAAGAGAAACUGUGAGGCAGAUAGAAGAAAUCUGGAAACAAAAUUAUAUGAAGCAAAAUCAGAAAGAGAGAAAGCUGAAAUUGAAGUCACUGAAAGAAUACGAGAAAAUGAAGCAGUGAAGAUGAUUCGAUUAAAAGAGGGCUUUGUAAGGAUUGCUGAAGCAUACAUAGAGUUAGGGAAGAAAUGCUCUACAGUUUUCAAGGCUCAGAAGGAUGUUGCCAUGGAGAUCCCAGAUGUUCAUGGGAAAGAGUUGGAGGAAGUGAAAUAUACAGGAUCCAGUAAAACACAGAAUCAUCUGUACAAAGCAAAGGAAAAACUACACAAGUACAGAAGAGAGUCCUUUAGACUGAAUCCACCUCCAUCGUUUCCAGCAUACCACUGCAAGACACCAGAUGUUGAAGAAGAUGAUCCACCACCUUAUACCCCUCUAAAACAACAAACACCUUACAUGGAAGACAAGACAAGUUCUCGAGAAGGAUAUGAGGAAAUGUUCCAAGACCAGACUGUUACUGAAGGAAUGUGGCUCCAGUUUGUUGGAAUUAAUGCAUCAGACAUCAAUGUUACAGCAGGUAGAUAUGGCAGCCAGGCCAACAUCAAACCACCAUUUGAUAUCGGUUUUGAGGGAUUGGGAGAGGUUGUUGAAGCUGGCAAGGGCUCCCCCCUCCCCGUUGGACAAGCUGUCAUGUACUUUAAUCAUGGAGCUUUUACUGAUUACAAGGUAUUAAAAGCAAAGAGAGUAUUUCCUAUACCUUCGCCAUCACCACAGUUCUUGCCAUUUCUUGUCAGUGGUAUCACUGCCUCCAUUGCCCUGGACAAGGUUGGUGACGUCAAAAGAGGAGAAACUGUGUUAGUCACAGCUGCAGCAGGGGGCACUGGAAUGCUAGCAGUACAGUGGGCCAAGUUAGCAGGAUGUCAUGUUAUAGGAACUUGUUCAACUGAUGCUAAAGUAGAAUUUCUGAAGAAAAUUGGUUGCGAUCGUCCCAUCAAUUAUAAAAAGGAAAGUUUGAAAGAAGUUCUGAAAUCAGAGUAUAAGAAUGGUAUCGAUGUAAUAUAUGAGUCCAUUGGAGGAGAGAUAUUUGAUACCUGUGUUAAUAGCUUGGCUUUGAAGGGGCGUUUAAUUGUGAUAGGAUUCAUUGAGGGUUACCAAUCAGAUCUGGGCUUCAAACCUUCCAGAACAAUGGCCACGAUACCUGUUAAGCUCCUCAAUAAAUCAGCAAGUAUUAGAGGGUUCUUUCUGGAACAUUUCAUGUCUGAUAUUCCAUCUUAUAUCAGUAAAAUGAUCAAGUUACAACAAGAGGGCAAACUCCAGAGCUUUGUGGAUUUGGGUGAAAACACAGAAAAGGGACCCUUCAAAGGCUUAGAAAGUGUAGCUGAUGCAGUUGAGUACCUCUACACACAGAAGAGCAUCGGUAAAAUCAUUGUUAGUUUGAAUGGAGGAUCCACCAGCAAAUUAUGAACAGUUUUAAUUGGUAUUUGGCAUCCUUAAACGCACUUAUGUACCUAAUGUGUUGUAGACAAGUUGCCAUACUUUAAUAAGCUAGUCAUCGGAGACGAUGGAAAAAAAGGAAAUGGCAAAUAUGGAAUAUUUGAAUACACAAAUCAAUGAUCAGCGUGCUUGCUCGUUACUAAUGAUUAAUAAAUACCAAUGCCCAAGGUCACCUACCAAGAGUUACACGGGAUUAUAAAUUAUUGUUAGCUUCAAGUAGAAAAAAAAUUGAGUGUACUAAUUAUUUUCCUUCACAUUGAUUCUUUGACGAAUUAUGUUGUUAAACAGAAUAAAGAUGAUGAUAUGAAAACAGAAAUAAUAAGCAA